CGACGAAAAGGCCACGGCCCACCCCACAAGCACCAACCACGACCAUGUGAUGCAACACCACGACUCAAUGGUACCGAGCAGAAACAAUAUGGAGGCAUACAUCAACCCUCCUCCCAAGAGUAUGAUCUCCAAGAACAACGGAGACGCGUGCUUAACUUCGUUGACCGCCGCUUUCUUGUAG
Molecule: messenger RNA, 181 nt
Organism: Sphaeroforma arctica JP610
Lineage: Eukaryota; Ichthyosporea; Ichthyophonida
Exons: 1
Source: RefSeq, a predicted model, not a curated record